CGCCCGAAUGAACGCGCCGCUGCUCAUUCCCACUUAUAAUCAGUCUAAACACGUAUGUGCAUGUUAUUUAUGUGUUAUUUCCAUGUUAUUCCGCUGUUUUUACGCUCGUGGUGGUAGUUUUUCGGCGGUGUUUCUGCUCCGGUCUGGCCCGGGGCAGGUCGCUGUCUCUGGGCUAAAGGCUAAAGCAGCUCAGCCUCUAAUCCCCGGAUGAAACCAACAUGGCCGCCUCUCGCUGAGCUGUCAAGCGCUCUACAAAAGAAAAGAUUCCCUCACCGACCCAUGGAUACAGUCGACGUUUGUGCUGCCACCUCCACGGCAGAUAACGCCAAACGCCGCGGCCACAACAAGAACAGAGAUUGGCUGAAACGUCUCCACCUCAGGAAGGCCGCGCUCCAAGCCCCCGCUAUGCAAACCCCUGAUAAGCCCGGACCAAAGAAGAUAGUAGCCGCAGAGAAGCACGCCGGCGCAGUAUGGCCUUCUUCAAAGAAACUACGCAGCCAGGAAACGCCGCAGAGGAUGAUUAGCAGUGGAAAUACGCUCAGGUUUAAAUGCUCGCAAUGCACGGACAAUAUCGAACGCGGCCCCAAAGAACUGUCGGUGCAUUUCGAGGAAAAGCACAAAGGCUGCCCUCCCGUGUUUUCGUGUCAUCUGUGUAAAUUCACCACGCACGAAUUUUCCUAUUUACAAGUUCACGUUUUGAGCCACAAAGACACGUUUUCCUGCUGCAGUUUGUGUAACGACAAUGUACAACGCACGUGGCCGGAGUUCAGCGCACACUUGACUUUAGUGCACACGCAAAACGGGAAAUACUGCUGCGACGUUUGUAAGAAGUUCUCGACGUUGAACGAUAAGGAGUUUUUAGAACACGUGCUGCUUCAUAAUCUCGGUCUGGACAGGAAAAAUGACCAGACGAUAAGCAAAACGUCGUAUCAUUGUCAAUUUUGUGGCUACGAAGCGUCGCAAAAAGUCAUCCUCACCAAGCACAUGAAGACUGUACACGACGGCGUGAAUUGUAGCCAGAAAAAUAAAGAUGUUUUUCCGAUGAACGAGACAAAAAGGAAGCCCAGGAUGACCAGAAGUGCGGUUAAAGACAUAAGCUGGUUGACGCAAGACUGCCUCUCGCUUCCAGGACGCGAGUUUUUGGAUAAGUACUGUCACUUGUCGGACGCGCAAACAACGCUGGAAGAGACGCAGCAGUUUUUAUUGAAAUCUGGAAAGCAAAAAUGGAGCAAAGCGUUGAAAAACGUGCUUUCGAACGUCCCGCAAGAGGUGAACCUUCAGUCGAAAUUGGAAAAGGAGAUCGCGUCGGUGUUUCCGGACAGCAGCCAAGACGUUCUGACGGUGAAAAACAAAAUGAAUCAAAACGGCGCUAGUUUUGCCAAAAGAUUAAAACUGAUGACGGAAAAGGAAGCCGGGAAUGCCAACGCGGACCUGUGCGGGAAAAUUGUCAGCGACGUCAGCUUGAGUGAUUGUUUACAAAAUCAAGAAGCUAAGCUAAGCGGUGACGUGGCAGUCGCCGAGUCGACAGAAACCGCUCAAACGGAAGAAAACCGAGAGAAUCAGAGACUAAAAACGGACUUGAGCGAACGCGACGGCGAAGAGGCGAUCCAGGAUGGCGCUAUUCUGAAUGAACUGAAAGCCGAGGAGAGAAAAGCGGUCCGUAAAGCGCUACCAAAAAAGAAACGGAAAAAUAUGCGUUGGAGAAAUGCGAAAAAGUCUAAAAAUGUGGACAAACUCAAAACGGCGCUGGCCUUGAAAAUAAUUUUAAAGAAGAAUCCCAAAAAAGGAAAGCAAUGGGUGACGCAAGCUGCAUUACCACGAGCGAACUGUAAUUCCACCGUAAAUGACUUCACAACUUGUAUUAAAAAAAGCGUAUGCAAACGAGAGGGGACGAUAAAAGACAAGCACGAGACCGGACACUGCGGGAUCGUGAAUACGGUGGAGAAACAAAAAGACAAGACCCAAAAUGGCGGAGAAUCGGCGGGAGAAGCGGUGAGAUUGGUGAACGGGACGAAGGAAAAGAGCCACGAGAAAAGUCGUCACGAUGGUUUCACGAAGGCGUCUCCUCUGCUGGAGUCUGUCAUUACUCCUCAAAGUGAAACAUCUCGACCAGCUCUGUCCCCUCCACCCACAGACCCCACCCUGUCCGAGUCGCCCCUCACCUCCUGCCCGGACCCUUCCCCCUCUCCGUCUCCCGUGCCCUCCUGGACCCCCAUCCCCAAAAACACGGAGCGGACCCUGCAUCUCAUCGCCAUCAACCCCAACCAGCUCGUGAAGCGCCCGGCGGGAGAGCAGCCCGUCGUGGUGCUAAAUCAUCCAGACGUCGAUAUUCCGGAAAUCCACAAAAUCAUGGAAGUCGUGAACAGAUACAAAGGAGAAGUCCACAAAGUCGUGCUGUCGAAAAGGACAAUAAACGCGCUUUCGGAGAUGAACGGCGACGUCGUCAACUCGCAGAGGGACAGUACCGCGCAGAAAAACCACGUUCGCGAGAGGUUUUUGCUGAAAUUAAAACUACGAAGGCUGAGCAAGAAGAAGUUUGAAGUGGUGGAUGACGAAGAGUCUCUGGAAGGAGAGAAACCGUUUCGCUGUUGGUUUUGCGGCAGAGCGUUCGGAAGUCGAGAAGCGUGGGUCGUUCACAGACAGCGCCACCUGAUGGAGUGGAAGAGUCCAAAAUGUGAAAACUCUUAAAGGGACAGUACUGUGUUCGGUCAAAUUAAGUCUAAAACAUGUGGUGUGUAAUGUAUUUUCAAGCGUAAACGAUUGUUAAUUUUGGUGAAGUAGACGGUUGCAAUUCUUCCUUAAUUUCUUUUUUUGUGGACUUAUUUAUGUGAUAGAUUUUAAUUGUUUUUUUACUUAAAAGAAUCAAAAAAUUACUCAAAUAUUUCCUCAUAAUUUUCUUGAAGUUUACAAUUUCUUUUACCUUCAUUUUAAGUUUUCUUUACCUUUUACUGAUGCACUGUGUAACUUUUUGGUCACGGGUCCGUCGCCUGCUUGUUUCUACGGCGAUGUCAUUGCUCUGUUCUGUCUGGAAUGUUCCGCAGUAUGACUUUAAACAGCCUCUACUUUAAAUAUAUUCAAUUACAGGUGGUUUUAGAGCUCAAAAAUACCUAGAAAAACAUGCAGUCUGACUCUGAGACGGGGCUGUCUUUCCGCAGAUCUGACCUGUAACUUGGCCUAGUUUUGUUUCCAUGAUAGAAAGGUUUAAUGCCAUAGUGUGAAACAUUCCAGACAAAGCAAUAACGGCUCCAUGGAGGAAAGCACUCCACCAGAAAAGUUACACAAUGCACCUUCCAAAAUAAACAAAUUGUAAAAACGUGGCUAUAAAAAAAAACAGCUGGGUUGAAAUCCACAUUUACAACGCACAAUAGGCUCUAUUCACGGUUACCGGAAGACGUUUGGAAACAUCCGGAUGACGACUUCCGGUGUAGUUAACGACACUGGGCACGUGAAAAACAAAUAAAACCGUGGAUUCAGCAGCGGCGUCUUCACAACCUGACAAAGUUUUCCACGGGGGACUUGACUCUAAUCGCGUCAAUAUCACAGACCGAACUCAACGAACGCUACAAAUACAUCUUUAUUAAGUUAAACAAAUUAUAAUACACACAUUAAUAGGCAAUUUAUAAAAGGGAAUAAAAGAAUACAGUGACGUAGAUGAAGAAAACCGGUCCAUUUUCUCAGUUUUUGUCUUCAGAUUGUGUUACGAUCGCCAACAUAGCCCAAAAGAAGUCGUCAUCGGCAUGUUUCCAAGCAAAUAGAGCCCAUAACCACAAUUGAAAUCUAUUUAAAAUUCUGUAUUUCAGUUCAGGUCUUUGCUCCCGUCUGCUUUUCCAAACUGGAACGCAUUACACACCCACAUGUGUCUUAUAGAGGUGGGCGAUGUGACGAUAUAAAAGCUGUCGUUUUCUUUUCAACACAGAUCUUUCAGGGCAAUAUAAAACUUAAAGUAUGUGAAAGAAUUGUUAUAAAAUAGCUAUUAAUCUGGAUUUACUUUUUUUUUUUCCUGCAUUGCCCACCUCUAGACUUAAAGGUACACUGUAACUUUUCUUUUGGGCAAUUACGCCACCGGUGAUUUCCUUGCUUUGCCCGGAAUGUUCCAAAGUAUAGCGUUAAACUUAUAUACCGUAUUUUUCGGACUAUAAGGCGCACCGGAUUUUAAAACGCAGUAUCAGUAAUGUUGAAUUCUCUCGUCUGUUUUCAUACAUAAAGCACACAGGAUUAUAAGGCGCAUGAAGCGAAACGAGACGUCACAUUUUUCACCUUCAGUGUCCGAGUUUAACAGUUUGGCGAUUCCGGCGUUAAGGGUGUCCGAAUCUCUCUUGUGAUUAUCAUCUCAGGUCAGUCUAGUUGCUGUUUUUUAGCUGUUCAGUGAUGACUCUGGUCUUGGUAAAAGCUCGGACGACACUUGACACUGAUCCCUUAGCUCAGGCGUCCACGAUCCAUCGGCAGAUCGUGGUGUAACUCGCCCGGUGUUGCCUCUCUGUGUUGGCGAAUGUGUAUUACUUCGCGAGGCCGUAAUCCUCCAGCAAUCCAUCAAACAGUGCGGCUUCGUUGCUUACCAAAGUCCAACUAAAACAUUCAGAUUUUGCGCGCUUUGUACGACAUAAAAUCAGUUUGAGGUCAGUAAGCACAACUAGAAUUAUUAAGGCGCACUGUCAAUUUUUGAGAAAAUUAAAGGGUUUUAAGGCUACGUUCAGACUGCAGGGCUUAAUGCUCGAUUAAAAUUUUUGUGUGAAAUCAGAUUUUUUUGGCAAGGCUGUUCACAUUUCCAAUUGAAUGUGACUUUUGUGUGAUCUUCAGUGUGAACUUUAAACGCCCCAAAAGUGUCCUGCAUGAGCAUUGGAGGACACGACGACGUCACACACAGAGAGCGUGAUCAGUGUUUACGGAAGUCGCCUAAACGCUGGGUUUGUCUCCCAAAACACGAUCCAGUUCUUUGUAAAAUGGACAGGUUACACAUCCACAACUGCUUUGUUUGUUUGAGUCUUUAGCCUCCUUGUAUUUGGCUCGUAGGCUCUUUUUAUUUCGUUGACAUUGGAGCCAGGAUCGUCUGUAGCCGCACUCUGACAUUUCUUUGGCAGUCGUUUCAAAAACCGCCUGGUUCCGAUAAGACUCCUCCAGUUUGGCUUGAAUACAGCGAUUCCCCCCAAAUAAUAAUUAACUCGCUAACCUCACUUUCCCUCCAUUGACGAGACUCCGAGCCUGACGUUUAGGUGGGAUGAAUGCGACCUGACUGUUCAGACUAAAGUCGCUGUGAAAAGAUCGGAUAUGUAUCGGUUUUAGGAGCACAUAUCCAAGUGUCCUGGGUCACAUUUGAAGAAAAACUGAUCCGUGUCAUUCAGACUGUCAUUAAAAGAUCAGAUACAGGUCGCAUACGGGUGAAAAAAAUCAGAUUUGGGUCACUUCCGGCUGCAGUCUGAACGUAGCUUAACGUAGCGCCUUAUAGUCCGAAAAACACCGUAUCUUUCAUUUAUUGAAUUACGAAGCUCAAAAACAACUCUGGAAAAACCUGCGCGCUUAGAUAAAUUUACGUCAUAUUGCGGAACAUUCCGGGCAAACUUCCGCAAUUACAUCUCCGUGAAGAUCUUCGAAGAGAAAAGUUACAUCGCUACCUUCAAUGUCACAACACUGGGAAAUAUCUGGAAGCGGACUUUUGCAAUACAACUCAAUGGAGAGACUUUUUUUUUUUUGUUUUGUUUUGUUUGUUGUUAUUUUUGAAAAGUCUUAAAUCAAACUUACCUGGACUGUUUCCAUUCUCAGGACCCUAAGCUCCCUAUGUCAACAAUCUGGGAUAGUUUGAUCAUUUAAUAUAAUUAUUUGUAAAGCCACACGCAACUGGUGGAAUGAAUUUAGUCGUUUGUAUUUUUGACUACAUAUUCUAUAGCUUUAUUUAAUUGGGCGUACACUGUUGUAAUGGUAUUUUAUAAGACACUGUUAAAUGUACAGAAUUUUUGCCAUAUGAAUCGGAGGAGGCAGUACGGGUAGACUACGCAGUGAGCUGUCGUAACGUAUUUAUACUUGUGCGGGUGCCCAGAAGUUACUUAACCAAAACUGUGUAAGAUAGACAAUAAGCUGUUUUUAUUUAUGAGUUUAGCCGUUGUUUUCCUCAUUAUCGCAGAUCAUGUUAAAAUAUAUCCCGCUUUCGUUAUUCCGUUAUUUAUACCGUCGUGUUUCUUCUUGUACUGCGGGAUUUUUUUUGGACGUAGGCGUGGAAGCUGGAAGUGGACAUAUUGUGCAAAAUCGGCAUGUUUUAUCCAUUUUCUGAUCGUUUUUCACGUUUCUUCAUCCGCUCAAAGUUGUAUUUGUUAGUAUUUACUAGGGAUGUAACAAUAACCGUAAUAUCGUGAUAUCGGAUUGUCAGAGGUCUCACAAUUAGGGAUGGGCAUUCGAUAAAAUUUUCUUAAUCGAUCGUCGGAAGAAUUAACGGUCGAUUAUCGAUUAAUCAUGAAUGUUUUUAUAUUAAAAUGAUCAUCAUUAUUAUUACUAUCUGCACUACUAAUCUGCAUAAAUAAAUUCAACUUUACGACAUAUAAACCGUAACGACUCUAGAGCCACAUCAGCCCGUUUGACAUUAUAAUGUGUUUAAU
Boleophthalmus pectinirostris (great blue-spotted mudskipper) is the source of this 6584-nucleotide messenger RNA. Its product is annotated as RE1-silencing transcription factor. Lineage: Eukaryota; Metazoa; Chordata; Actinopteri; Gobiiformes; Gobiidae. Gene Ontology annotation, molecular function: RNA polymerase II cis-regulatory region sequence-specific DNA binding; DNA-binding transcription factor activity, RNA polymerase II-specific. The record is from RefSeq and is a predicted model, not a curated record. Bases 208 to 2688 code for a protein of 826 amino acids. The transcript has 3 exons.